Messenger RNA from Bactrocera neohumeralis, 6571 nucleotides. RefSeq names its product protein NDRG3 (gene MESK2). The transcript has 8 exons. The record is from RefSeq and is a predicted model, not a curated record. Bases 1086 to 2843 code for a protein of 585 amino acids. Gene Ontology annotation, cellular component: cytoplasm. Gene Ontology annotation, biological process: signal transduction. Lineage: Eukaryota; Metazoa; Arthropoda; Insecta; Diptera; Tephritidae.
CAGCCAAUGCUCCAAUGGCAAUUUUGACGUCGCAGCGAACGGUUGUGUCUUGUUUCCGUCGAGUUGUAGAGGGGUUAAAGCACAGCUAAGUGGCCAAUUUGUUGUACUGAGUCAGAGAACACAUUUUCCAAUUGAAUAAAAUAGCGCUUUAAGUGAAUCAAUUAUAGAAAUCUUCGAAUAUAAAACGGAAACAACGAAUUCGUGCUCACAGCCAAGGCGGUAUUAUACGCUCUUAAUAACCAUACAAAGAAUAAAAGCAAACGAAAUCAAGUGAGGAAAAAAAAUUCGCUGAAGAAAAAUCAUUAGCGAGAAGGUGAACAAGCAAAUUAUUGAUUUUCCGUGACGAAACAGCAGAAUAAAGAGAACAUAAGAGCGUCAGCUGAGGUGAAAGACGACAGUGUUAAAAAAGAGAGAGAAAAAAAAACACAUUACGAAAAUUUGUUUUAACAAAAAUAUUGUAAAAUAACACAAAUAUUGCUAAUUAACAACAACAAAAGUUAAAACGGUGUUUGUUCUUGUUGUUGACUCGUAACAGCAGUGAAGUAGUUGAAAAUAUAUGUAAAGAGGCUCCCGAACAGCCGCUGAACAUAAAAAAGUAACCAGUGUGCGAGAAAUUUAAGAGCUAAGCGGCGACUUUUGCAGCGGAAGUGCAUUUACAUUCAGGUCACGCGUUGCGCGCACACACUCACGUACGCACUCGACUGCCGUCAGAAGGGAGUUGCAACAGCAGCAAAGGCGAAAUAGCAACUGAUAAACCAAUAACAAAAACACCAGUACAGUAAAAGAAAGAAAACAAGCAAGCUCAAGCCCAAACGCCGACACAACGCCAGGAGUGACACAUCAGCACAGUUUGGCCUCAGCCACAGACACACACACACGCAUACACAAACAUAUCGACUACCACAAGUGCCACUCAUUAUACAGCCACCAAGCACCUGUGCAACAAGCAAUACAAGAACAAUAAAAGCUACAACAAAUCACCACACGAAUUCUAAAGCCAAUUGAAAAAGAAGAAAGGGAAAGUAGCAGCAGUUGCAGGAAACAAAAUUCGUUUGUUGGUGUUGAAGUGUUGAGUUGCUUUGAAGAUGCCGCAGUCCGAAGGCGGCUACACGGCGCUCGAUAGCGCCGGCACCAAUGGUCCCGAUGGCAGUGGUGGCGCCAUCUAUCAGUCCACCACAGAGCCGACCGGUCCACACUCGGUUUUCGAAUCGAUGAAACGCGCUAUUGGUCAGGUGGUCGGCACAACAAAUGGUAGUUCCCAGGAUACCGACGAUUUGCUAACGACGACCAAUGGCCGUCAGGCCACCAUUGUUGGAUCAAGUGUUUAUUUCAGAGACCGGGACAAAAUCGGUAAGCCACUGAACACGAAGAUGCCAUCUGCGCCGACACACACGGCCGAGGAGGCACGUCUGUUGGGCACCAUGCCCGUCGAUCCUAUGGACGAUAUUGAAUUGCGCUCUGUGUGGCUGCAAUUCCCAUACACACGCGGCUCCACAUUGCAGGCAUGCGAGCAACGUCUUGUGCCCACUGAUAAGGGCGAUAUACACGUGUCCGUGCAGGGCGACACUACAAAGCCGGCAAUUUUGACGUAUCAUGAUCUGGGAUUAAAUUAUGCUACUAGCUUUGCUGGAUUUUUCAACUUUCCGCCACUUCGCAGUUUGCUUGAGAAUUUCUGCGUCUACCAUGUGACAGCUCCUGGGCAAGAGGAAGGAGCACCUACAUUGCCAGAAGAUUAUGUCUAUCCAACCAUGGAUGAAUUGGCCGCUCAGCUGGUUUUCGUGAUGUCGCAUUUUGGUCUCAAAUCAGUGAUCGGCUUCGGAGUUGGCGCUGGCGCCAAUAUACUGGCACGCUUCGCCCACAACCAUCCGGAUAAGGUCGGCGCCUUGGUGCUCAUCAAUUGCGUUUCGACACAGUCCGGCUGGAUCGAAUGGGGCUACCAGAGUUUCAAUACACGCUUCUUGCGUACCAAAGGUAUGACUCAGAGCGUCAUCGAUUAUUUGAUGUGGCACCAUUUGGGCCGCAAUCCAGAGGAGCGCAACUACGAUAUGGUGCAAAUGUUUAAGCAACACUUUGAACGUGGCGUCAAUCCCACUAACUUGGCCAUGUUCAUCAAUUCGUACAUACAUCGCAACGAUUUGAAUAUUACACGUACACCACCUGGCACUCCCGGUACACAGCCAUCGUCGUGCACACUGAAAAUGCCGGUUAUUAAUAUUACUGGCGCCUUGUCGCCACAUGUCGACGAUACUGUUACCUUCAAUGGGCGCUUGGAUCCAACAAACUCAUCUUGGAUGAAGAUCUCCGAUUGCGCCAUGGUGAUGGAGGAACAGCCGGCGAAAUUGGCCGAGGCCUUCAGGCUUUUCCUGCAGGGCGAGGGCUACGCCACGCCGCUCUCCACGCCAGCCACCUCGCCAUGUGGCACCAAGUAUCAGACCUACUCGUCCAUCUUCUUCGCCAACUUCAAGGAGCAGCAGGAGAAGGAGCGACGCGAACAGCUAGCUGAGCAACAACAACAACAGCUGCAGCAGCAGCAGCAGCAGAAACAACAAAAGAAGCUGCGCAGCAAUGUGCGCCUCUGUCGCGAAACUGCCAUUAACAACAACAACACCACGAAUACCGGUUACGCCUCGAGUAGCGGCGACGCCUCCGGCGGCGAGUCCGACGGCAACGGCAAUCAGUCGAUUGAACGCGAACGCCACUUGCCCGCCUGCGACAUGCAGAAGGAUUUGGACGACUUGGACUUCGAGGCGGAGCCGGAGGUGAGCGUCAAUGGCACAGCAUACACGAGCGCGCAGAAGAUGCGCAUCACGGAGAAUCCACUGCCGGAGGCUGUCAGCUGUUAGAUGAAAGCGAUAUCAAGUUACAACACCUGAAGAGACUAGUGAGCGAGAGCGCAGAGUUAGAAGUGAAGAAAGGCAGCGCAAGUCAACCGAAAAGUAAGUGAAAUGUUGUGCGAGUGUAAAGUAGCGGAUGAGUAAGCGAAGCUGCGUGUUGUGCGUAGUAAAAAUAUAUCAUUCAAGAAUUGCUGCGUUUCUUUAAGUCAAAGACUUGAAGACGUGCAUCAUUGCGCUCAGAGGCCUAUUGUAGUAAAAUAAAUUGCAUAUUAAAACUAAAAAAAGAAAAUACACAAUUUUCGUAAGCGGCAUUAGUGCACGCGCGCAUUUGACACCAACAAGCUGCUGAGGCUAUGCGCCACACAUACAUACGUAAGUGCAAAAAAUUAAUAACGAGCGAAAUAUCACUGCUGCAGCCGAAACCGCCCAUAAACAUGUAGAAACCAAAAAUUUAUUGUCAUUAUUAAAAAAAAUUAUGACAGACAUUAUUUAAAAUAAUUUUGUUUUGAUUAUACUCAGAAAAAAAAUAUAAUGUUAAAAAUAUAGUUAAGAUUUUUCCUAAAUGUCGUCCCUCUAUUUUGCCUUGGCCGAAAAUUAAACACAUGUUUAUUCAACUAUUUUGAAAAAUGUGCAUAAAAAUAACUUAUUUUAAGCAAAAGUGCCGGAUUUUAAAUUAAAAAAAGUAGUUUGUUUAGUUUUGUAGGAAAAAUGGCAUAAAAUAACACUGUAAAAAAUAUUUUUUUCCUAUUAUUUGUCAAAAAAAAUAUUAAAUAGCUAUAAUUGGCAUAUUCAAUUUAUAAAAUAUGGUCACAAAUGAUUCGAAAAAGAGAGUAUGUUAGCUAGCAUUGCAAUUAUAAACCAAAAAUUUAAGUAAAAGAAAACAAAUUAACCCAAAACCAUAAAAAAAAAUUAAUUAAAUUUCGGCUGAAGUUUAGUUCUGUAAAUUCGUGAAAAAUAAAUAAAUUUAUAGAAAAUGUUCCCAUUUUAUGGGAAAAAUACUCAUUUUCUUAGCAGCAACUCUUCAUUCGUUGACAUACAUGGCGUAUACGCAACACAAGCAUUUAGCACUGGAGCAGCGCAGUUGCAAAGUGGAUUUUGAUCAGAAAAGCACACGGUAAAUGGAAUUUAUAACUUUAUUGUUCAUUAAAUGAAAGAAAAUCUAAGAGAUUUGAAAAUAUUAUAAUUAUAUUUCAAACACCGUUGGCGGGUGGAAAUGUUUAUUAAUUUCUAGAAAAUGUAUGUAUGUAUGUAUGUGUAUAUAAAUUAUGCCAAUACAAUAUUCAUUCUUAAAAUAUUGGAAAUAAUAUCUAUUUCUUAAUGUUCAGCAUAGUUCUACUUCCAUCUGUCAUUUAUCUCUUCAAUCCUCAAAUAAUAAAUUUUUAGCUACAAUCUGAAGAGAAAUCAUUUCAGAAAGUAACAACCUUAGAAAAUCUAAAUAAGGUUUAUAUAUAUCGUCACUUAAAAUGUAAAAUAACGUAUUAUUAAAAAAUUCGAAUUCGAGUUUUUUAUUGAUUACCAUUAACUACAUCAUUUUUUAUAUUUGUAGCUUAAAUUUUUCGGAUAUAACCAAUAUGUAACCAUUUUAUACCCAAAACUCAAAUUUUGUUUCAACAUGAGUUUAUGAUAACCACUAUAUAACCAUUUUAUAACAAAAAAUAUGAGUGUAUGAUAACCAAUAUAUAACCAUUUUAUACCCAAAACUCAAAUUUUGUUUCAAUAUGAGUGGUUUCUUUUGUAUCAUUUUUUCAUCCCCUGUAAACUUUUAAUAAGUGAUGUAAACGUAUUUUGCACUUUAGGUGACGAUAUAAGUACACUAUAUAUCCAUAACAAAAUCCACUUUUCAAUUAAGCUGCUGUGCCUCUGGCAUCAAAAACAAAUCGAAAUAAUAACGGAAAUUAAACAGAACAAACCCCACAAUGUACUUACAUACACGUAUUUAUAUCAGCUUAAUUUGUUUCAUUUCACUUUGUGCCUGAAAUAUUUUAUGAUUACUUAUAUUGUAAUGAAGAAAAACACCGUUAAAUAAGUUAACUUAUAUUUGAAAAACAAAUAAAAAUAAAUAAAAGCGAAAAACCAGGAGAGUUGAACAAAGUGCAGGGAUUGAUGAAAAUCGAUAAUAACGGUUAUAGUUAUGAGGUAGCUGAUUGAGCGGAAAAUUAUAAAAUAUAUUAACGAGCUUUCUUGUUGCAAGCGAUUUUUGCUUAUUGUUGAAUUUAGCUAAGCAAAUGAUUAUUUUAAGCUACACAAACAAAGCAAAUUGGAAUAUUUUAAGUACUCACACACACAUACAUACACACAGCUGCAUUCACACACAGUUAGGGCAGCUGCAGAAUAUGAAGAAAAUAGUUUAGUAAGUAUUUCCUUUCGAAAUCAAUGUAGUUACACACAAAUACUUGAAACUCAACGAAAGCUUAAGCGAUUGAAGCUUUGAAGCUUUGUAAGGUGCAGUAGGCGACAAGCGAUUGUAGAUAUGAGUAAAUAAAAUUUAUGUAAUUAAAUACAACGCUGUUAACGGAAUGUGUAGCAAAAACAAAUUUGUUCAAACAAAGAAAAAUAUAAAGAAAAUAUUAUUAAAACUAAAAAAGUAAAAAAAAUAAAAAUAAAUAAAUAAAAUAUGCAAAACACUAAAUAUCGACAUACUUUAAAAGUUAACUGUAAUUACUUUAUGUGCUAGUAAAACGAAUUGAGUAAAGUCCUUGAAAUGAGGUGUAUUAUUUGUGAACUGUUCUACUGUGCGUAUACUUUGUUUUAGAGCGGAAAUCUUGAUCCUUGCAUAUCAAAAAAUAUGAAAUGAAAUUAACUAACACUAAAUACACAAAGAAAAAUAUGAGAAACACAAGCUUUUCGGUUAUAGUAAAAUGAAGAAACAUAGGUACAUAUGCGUGUUCGGCGUGGGAGGUGGAGCGAAGAGCUACUUCUGGAAAUAAAAAAUGAUAGAAUAAAGCACUAUUGUUAGAUUUAGGAAAGAUAAGAGCUUUUGGCUUAAAAACGAAAUAAGCUUUUCUGUGCUUGAAAGGAAGACUACCAUGAGUACCAGAGGAAAACCCUGCUUGUCGAGCACUUCUGUUUUCAGAGAUUGGAUCCACAUAUUCAAGGAAGUGAAGACCAUACAUCACAACAGUAUAGCCAAGAUGAUCUGUUACUUCUUAUUAAGGGUCAUACCGAAGCCACCAGAAUGUUCUAAAAAUGUAAGAAAAUGCAUCACUAGCUUAUGGUAAUAAACUGGCUUUUGAAAUAAAAGGAACAAACUUCUUAUGGAAGAGAGAACAACUUUUUAUACUCAAAGCUCAGAUUGUACCACAGUGAGAACUUUCUUUCUCCUUUCUUUCCUUUUAUACUAUAGUGAGAAACUUCCAAUUCUUAAAUGGAUAUAAGCUCAUUCGUCCUCCUUCCAUUAUCGCAAAUAUAUGUACAGCUACUAACAAAAUCAACUCCAUUUAUCGAUAUAACGAUAACUGAUAAAAACAGCGAAAACCAACUUUUUUUUUGUUUAUUUCUAAAAUUUUGCUAAAUUUUUGUGUAAAAUGUUAGAAAAAAAAUUAAAAAAAAAUGUUGUUCUCCCUUGAAUGUUGGAACUGUUUUCACACACAUAUGCUCGAUACACGAAGACUCAAAAUGUUAUCGAUAAACAAAACUUCAGCAAACAAUGAAAGGAUGAAAACGAAUACAAAUUGGACAGACAUAACAAACUACCCAAAAGCAUAAAAGACAAAAAAAAACUAUGAAAUAAAAAUAAA